ACGUGCAAGCGCUUCUAUUACAUGAUUGAUGAAUUCCUAUACGAGUUCAUUAUCUUGCGGUCUUACAACUCGAUCCCGUCACUUCUAGAACGACUCAAACAUCGAAGCCCAACCGCCAGGUGUCGUCCAGGUGUCUACGUACGUCGCCUGGAUAUUGAUCUUCAGAUCAACGAUGGCAUUCAAGGACAUGAAGCCGCGAUGGGCAUGUACUCGUUCUGGGGAUUGAUACCCGCCUGCCCACAUCUGGCUAUCAUCAUUGCGAAUAUCGUCGAAUGGCGUCCGCUUGGAGAGCCCGUCUUUCGGCGUAGCCUUUGGUUAUCCCCAAGAGAGGCUCUACUUAUGACCAUAGCUACUUGCUGCGCUCAAACCCUUCGUCGCCUGGAACUUAUGGGAAAUAUCGUUCCCGUCGACGACGAUGUUAUCCACUUCCUUGAGUACCCCUUUCCUUCCCUCGAAGUCCUCAGAAUCCCUGGCGCUUCCGCCACAACGCUAGAGUUCCCAGGCAUGCACAUCGACUGGCCGCUGGACAUCUCUACGGACCCUCGCUUUGUCCAUAGCACUCAAUGGCCCCCGGAACCUAUGCCCCCGCCAAAUUCACCACUCUUGCCAAAACUUCACACAGAGGAACUUGUCUCGCAAUGUCUUCUGGAGGAACAAUUAAAUUCCCUGCGUUAUAUUGUCAUGAAACCACUUGAUGACGACUCUAUGGCCGAAAGACUAGAUUUCCUGCGACUUUGUCUCCUUCCAAGCCAAGCGUCUCUGCGUUCAUUCUUUUAUGAUGUUCAAGUUACUGAAGACAGCCUUGACAUCUGGCCGUUGCUCGCCGAACUUCCUCUGCUGGAGGAACUCUAUUUCCGCAGAGCGCCGGGCGCGUACAUCGACGGUGCCCGCGCCCACGCAAAACAUGAUCAUCUAGCAAGUGUUACGAUAUGCGCACUUGACAGUACGCGGCCUUUUGCAAACUCUACAUUGUGGGCAGAUAUCGCAGAAUCCGUUCGUAUCGGAUUCUUACCUGCGCUUAAAUAUGUCCAACUCCACGGUUUCGCAAGCGGGUACUGGUACGAGGAAGAGUUUCCCAAACAUGGAAUCGAAUUUCACCCCUAUAGCGGCCCUUUACCGUACCACAGCUAUGGUCGUUUGUAUGGCACACGCUCUGUGAGCAGUAGAAUUCGUUCGAAGGCCGCAAGCCGCAGUGUCCCUACCAUGUCAUCGAACAAUCGUCGACCUGCCAAACCGGUUUCACUCCCAUCCACUUCGUCUAGCCUGUUCUCCCGUCCGUCAGGCAGUUCAUCAGCUGAACCUAGACCAUCGGGGACCAUCGCUAGUCCAUUCA
Molecule: messenger RNA, 1333 nt
Organism: Stereum hirsutum FP-91666 SS1
Lineage: Eukaryota; Fungi; Basidiomycota; Agaricomycetes; Russulales; Stereaceae
Exons: 2
Source: RefSeq, a predicted model, not a curated record